AUGGGUAAUGAUGGUGGCAGUUUUGCUGAAAGAGCAGAGUUGGUUAAAUUAAAAAAACCAGAAAAAAGGGUUGAGAGUCUAUUGGUUGCAAAAGUAAAAUCCUAUUGUAAUUAUAGUAAAGAGCUUAAUUUUGUUCCUUGACAAAAGAAAGAUUGAGAAAACCCAUUGCCUGUUGUAGGAUUGGAUAUCUAUACAACUAUGAUUCCUUACUUAAGGCCUUCAUGGACAAGAAAAUUCCUUAAGAGUUUAAGCAUUUAUAAAAUGUAAAUUUUCAAACUUAUUUCAGCUUAAAAAAAUCAAAAAACUCAAUAUUACAGAAAAUCCAGAUCAAAAUAAUGAAUUCCCUUUCGUUUGUCCCAUUAGUUAAAAAUCAUUAAAUGGAAAAGAAAAGUAUGUAUUUAUUUUAAAUAGAUUCUAAGCAUUAUGGACUUGUGGUUGUGUUUUUUAUGAAAAAUUGAUAAAAGAUCUUAAGAUCAAAGAGUUAAAAUGCCCAAUUUGCACUAAGCCCUACACAGAGAAAGACAUAGUUCAGUAAUCGAAACAAUUUAUUAUUAUUGUAGAUUAUGUCCAACUAAUGAAGAAGCAGAGAUUAAAAAGGCAUAGUUAUAUAAAGAAAUUGAAUUGAAAGAGAAAUAAAAGGAAGAUCAAAAAAAAUAGUUGAAAGUCUCCGAUACAGUUGAUAAUCUAGAAUAAUAAUAAAAAAAAAAAGUAUGCACAGAAGAACAGAAAUUCAAGGGAUAAACUAUGGAGAACAAUAAACUCUAAAAUCACACUUAAGAUCUAAAACAUAAUGAAAGUAAAUAUAUAUUAUUACCUAAGUUUACUAAUCCUUAUUUCAUCAAUAACACAAACUAGAAGAUAAUCUAUUUACUCGAAAUGUGAGAUUCGGAAAUAGAUGA
This is a messenger RNA of Paramecium octaurelia, 899 nucleotides long. The record is from the annotation of a GenBank genome assembly. NCBI's taxonomy places the organism in Eukaryota, Ciliophora, Oligohymenophorea, Peniculida, Parameciidae.